GCUAGAGGACGCCGGUCCCCGGCCGUGGGGGGUCAAGCGGCGGCUUCUGAGCGCCGAGGAAAGGGAGCGUGCGUAGGGGAUGGUGCCGGCGCUGCGUUAUUUGGUUGGUGCCUGCGGACGGGCCCGCGGGGGUUUCGCCGGGGGCUUCCCUGGGGCUUGCGGGUCGGCGUCUGGGAGGCCCCGACCGCUGUGUGGAGGUGGCCGCAGCGCCAGCACCAGCUCGUUUGAUAUAGUCAUUGUUGGUGGCGGAAUUGUGGGGCUUGCCUCUGCCAGAGCACUCAUCCUGCGACAUCCAUCACUUUCUAUUGGUGUUCUGGAAAAGGAGAAAGAUUUAGCUGUUCACCAGACUGGACAUAACAGUGGUGUCAUACAUAGUGGAAUUUAUUAUAAACCUGAGUCUCUGAAAGCCAAAUUAUGUGUACAAGGUGCAGCCCUUCUCUAUGAAUACUGUCAGCAAAAGGGAAUUUCCUACAAGCAGUGUGGCAAGCUUAUAGUAGCUGUUGAACAAGAAGAAAUUCCCAGACUUCAAGCCUUGUAUGAGAGAGGCCUCCAGAAUGGUGUCCAGGGCCUGAGGCUGAUCCAGCAGGAGGAUAUAAAAAAGAAGGAGCCAUAUUGUAGGGGUCUAAUGGCCAUUGAUUGUCCCCAUACUGGCAUUGUGGACUAUCGGCAGGUGGCUUUGUCAUUUGCCCAGGAUUUCCAAGAAGCAGGUGGCUCUGUCUUGACCAAUUUUGAAGUAAAAGAUAUUGAAAUGGCUAAAGAAAGUCCUUCAAGAAGUAUAGAUGGAAUGCAAUAUCCAAUUGUUAUAAAGAAUACAAAGGGAGAGGAAAUUCGAUGUCAGUAUGUUGUGACAUGUGCAGGACUUUACUCAGACCGUAUUUCAGAGUUGAGUGGCUGCACUCCUGAUCCUCGAAUUGUACCAUUCCGGGGAGAUUACCUGCUCUUGAAGCCAGAAAAAUGUUAUCUUGUUAAAGGAAAUAUUUAUCCGGUCCCAGAUAGCCGGUUUCCUUUCCUAGGAGUUCACUUCACACCAAGGAUGGAUGGCAGUAUUUGGCUAGGUCCUAAUGCAGUUCUUGCCUUUAAACGAGAGGGUUACAGACCCUUUGACUUCAGUGCCACAGAUGUUAUGGAUAUAAUUAUUAAUAGUGGCUUGAUUAAACUGGCAUCCCAGAAUUUUUCCUAUGGAGUUACUGAAAUGUAUAAAGCGUGUUUUCUUGGUGCAACAGUGAAGUAUCUUCAAAAAUUCAUCCCUGAAAUUACUGUCAGUGAUAUACUUAGGGGCCCAGCUGGAGUAAGAGCCCAAGCCCUGGAUAGAGAUGGAAAUCUGGUAGAAGAUUUUGUAUUUGAUGCAGGAGUUGGGAAUAUUGGAAAUCGUGUUCUUCAUGUGAGAAAUGCACCUUCCCCUGCUGCUACUUCUUCCCUUGCAAUUUCUGGAAUGAUUGCAGAUGAAGUGCAACAAAGAUUUGAAUUGUAAAUAAUGAAAGGAGCUAGGUAUGCACUGUAAUCUCCAUGUCAGCAACAAGAAUGUACUAAUUGCAUUCUUUAAUUUAAAAAAUGGUUUUUAAAAUUUCAUGUUUUGGUCAAAGAUAACCACUGAAUUGUUAAAAUGAUGUUAACAUAGAAAUAAUAAUUUUCUACAAAAAUUAGCUGGGCAUGGUGGCACGUGCCUGUAAUCCCAGCUACUCGAGAGGCUGAGGCAGGAGAAUCACUUGAACCGAGGAGGCAGAGGUUGCAGUGAGCUGGCACUCCAGCCUGGGUGACAGAGCAAGAAAAAACAAUAAUAAUUUUCAAAAUGUUAGGCUGGGGACUGUGGCCAGCACUUUGAGAGGCCAAGGCAGGUAGAUUGUAGCCUAGGAGUUUGAGACCAGCCUGGGCAACAUGGCAAAACGCUGUUUCUACAAAAUAGCUGGGGGUGGUGCCUCUGUAGUUCCAGCUACAUGGUAGGCUGAGGUGAGAGGAUCACUUGAGCCCAGGAGGUCCAGGCUGCAGUGAGCUAUGUUUAUGAUACUGCAUUCCAAGCUGGAUGAUAGAGCAAGAUCUUGUCUCAAAAAAAAAAAAAAAAAAAAAAAAAAUCCAGCCUGGGCAACAUGGUGAAUGAAACCCCAUCUCUACAAAAAAUACAAAAAUUAGCUGGGCAUGAUGGUGUGUGCCUGUAGUCCCAGCUACUUGAGGAGCUGAGGCAGGAGGAUCACUUGAGCCCGGGAGGUCAAGGCUACGGUGAGCUAUGUUCGUGCCACUAUACCCCAGCCUGGGCAACAAAGUCAGUCCCUGACUCAAAAAAUAAAAACAACAACAAAAAAUAAAUUCCAUGCUUAUUUACUUUGUGAAUAAAGAGGCAAGAUACAGUUUUAUCUGUCCUGAAUCCCUGACUUUCUUUUUUUUUUUUAGAUGGAGAUUCACUCUUGUUGCCUAGGCUUGAGUGCAAUGGUGAAAUCUUGGCUCACUGCAACCUCUGCCUCCCAGGUUCAAGCGAUUCCCCUACCUCAACCUCCCGAGUAGCUGGGAUUACAGGCGCCCACCACCAUGCCUGGCUAAUUUUUUUGUAUUUUUAGUAGAGAUGGGGUUUUGCCAUGUUGGCCAGGCUGGACUUAAAUUCCUAACCUCAGGUGAUCCACCCGCCUCAGCCUCAAAGUGCUGGGAUUACAGGUGUGAGCCACUGCGCCCAGCCCUGAAUCCCUGACUUUGUUAAUGACCUGUCCUUACCAACCAUGACCUAGAGAAGAUUUGGCUUUUCAAGAAUUUUGGAGAAAGAUGACAUAAAAAUGGGUUUUUCCUUAAAUCAGUUUUUUAGCAUUAUACUACCUAAGCUCGUGUGGUCUCUCACAGACAAGGAAAUACAUCAUAUUGUAGGUUGCAUUCUUUUAAUUCUGAAGAGUCACAAAACUCACAUUAUUUAGAGCAACAAUAUUUGUAUUUAGAAAUUAAAAAUUCAUGAUUUCAAGAAAAUACAUAAAAUUUACAUUUUUGAGUAGUUUGAAUAAGUUUCUAUCUUAGUUAUAAUAUUUGUCAGAAAUAACAAACUCAAAGCCUUGAUUAUUUUCAGUCGCUUUGUAACUGAUGUGGUAGCAUCAUGAACUCUAAACAGUGGCGCACUGA
Molecule: messenger RNA, 3093 nt
Organism: Rhinopithecus roxellana (golden snub-nosed monkey)
Lineage: Eukaryota; Metazoa; Chordata; Mammalia; Primates; Cercopithecidae
Gene: L2HGDH
Product: L-2-hydroxyglutarate dehydrogenase
Exons: 10
Coding region: 80-1471 (463 amino acids)
Molecular function (GO): (S)-2-hydroxy-acid oxidase activity; (S)-2-hydroxyglutarate dehydrogenase activity
Source: RefSeq, a predicted model, not a curated record